Zophobas morio is the source of this 1047-nucleotide messenger RNA. RefSeq names its product zinc transporter ZupT-like. Gene Ontology annotation, biological process: zinc ion transmembrane transport. Gene Ontology annotation, cellular component: membrane. Bases 92 to 1039 code for a protein of 315 amino acids. NCBI's taxonomy places the organism in Eukaryota, Metazoa, Arthropoda, Insecta, Coleoptera, Tenebrionidae. The record is from RefSeq and is a predicted model, not a curated record. Gene Ontology annotation, molecular function: zinc ion transmembrane transporter activity. The transcript has 7 exons.
AACUAUCGGAGCCGCAUUGGUUUUUUCGAAAAAGCUCUUUCAUACUAAAAAUUUUGGCUUAGCAAUAAGUUUAGGAAUUUCUUCGGGAAUUAUGAUCGGUGUAUCUUAUCUUGAAAUUUUCAAAAAAUCCGUUGAACAUUUUAAAAACUGCAAUUGCUUGUGGAAAACGGGUGACUAUGAAAAACCUGCUUAUAUAAUGGCUAUAAUAUCGACAAUCACUGGAAUUUUAAUUAUGUUUUUACUUGAUGCAGCGAUUUUUAUUAUAAAAAAAGGGAAUCCAUUUAGUUCUGGAAAAAAGAAAGUUGAAACCCAUUUAUUUCCGCAUUUCCACCACAGAAACGAUACUAGAAUUCUUAAUACAGCUGUGAAGGGAGUUGUGGAUGGAACGACUCAAGAGCCCGCAGUUGGUUCAAACCACUUUUUCUCUGCUAGUCGUGCCAGCGGAAAUAAAGAGCUGCCUCUUAACGAGCACAACAAUACUUUAUUUCGUGAUGAACUUAAAAAGAGCGGCAAAGAAGAGCCUUCCGAAAAAAGCAGAGAGGUAGAUAAGGACAGUCAAGAAGAUGAUUCCUUAAAAAAAAAAAAAUUAAAGCAUUUGGGUUUAAUAACCGCGUUGAUUAUAACCUUGCAUAAUAUCCCAGAAGGGCUCGUCACUUAUAUCGCAGCCCUUCGAGAUUUAAAAAUAGGAGGAGCGUUAGCCUUUGCUAUUGUAGUUCACAAUAUACCCGAAGGGCUAUGCAUUGCCAUCCCCAUCUAUUACGGCACCGGAAAUCGAUGGAAAGGUUUCUGGUUCGGUUUUUGGUCAGGUGUCAGUGAGAUUAUCGGAGCCCUGAUUGGCUAUGCCAUCACUAAUUCGACUUCGGGAGAGCAGUAUUAUGCGGCCCUUUUUGGUAUUGUUGCAGGGAUGAUGACUGCUAUAGUUGUAAAAGAAAUGCUUCCUACGGCAUUUGAAUACGACCCUUCAAACAAAGUGGUCUCAUAUUCCUUUUUGGGAGGUUUUAUCGUGAUGUUGGUGAGCCUUAUAUUAUUCAACCUGUAAAGCAAUUA